Molecule: messenger RNA, 1857 nt
Organism: Fundulus heteroclitus (mummichog)
Lineage: Eukaryota; Metazoa; Chordata; Actinopteri; Cyprinodontiformes; Fundulidae
Gene: bhlhe22
Product: basic helix-loop-helix family, member e22
Exons: 1
Coding region: 242-1060 (272 amino acids)
Molecular function (GO): protein dimerization activity
Source: RefSeq, a predicted model, not a curated record
AUGAUGUAAAAAGACUGAAGCGUCUUGUGCGUAAUGAGGAUGAUGGUGGUGAUCCGCUGAAGGUGAAUCCAGCACAGACACAGAAAGAGAGAGAGAGAGAGCGCGCGACACUUUUUACACAAGUCCCCCCUUCAUCACCGCGCUUCAGCUGACAAGAGGAGCCCCAAACUUCGCCACUGACGCACAAACAGAGGGAGAAACUCACUGUGAGGCGUCAGGAGUUCCCGGAACCCACCAGGCUAUGGACCGGAGGAUGAACCUGAACGGCGGCGCGGCGGGGGACAUUUUUCACAAAACUCUCAGCGCCGUGUCCGGCAAAAAGAUGGACCCGUUCAGAGCGUCUGCUGGCAUGGAGCUGCCACCCAGAGACCGCCAGUCCCCAAUCAGCUGCUUCGACCAGGUCGAUCCGGACCCGAUCCAGCCCGGAGGACUGGCUGGAAGCAGAGGCGGCACUCUGGGUCUGCCGACCGGAUCUUUGUGCGUCAAAUACGGGGAGAGCUCCAACAGGACCUCGGCGGCGGAGAGCAGCGGCGGUGAGCAGAGCCCUGACGACGAUAGCGACGGCCGGUGCGACAUGGUCCUCCUGACCGACGUGCGGACAGCAGCCGGGGGGAAAGUUGAAGGAGGAGGUAAGAAAACCAAAGAGCAGAAAAUGCUGCGACUAAACAUCAACGCCAGGGAGAGACGGCGGAUGCACGACCUGAACGACGCGCUGGAUGAGCUCCGGGCGGUCAUCCCCUACGCGCACAGCCCGUCGGUGCGCAAACUCUCCAAAAUCGCCACCCUGCUCCUCGCCAAGAACUACAUCCUCAUGCAGGCGCAAGCACUGGAGGAGAUGAGGAGGCUGGUGGCAUACCUGAACCAGGGCCAGGCCAUCUCCGCGGCUUCCAUACCGGCUACCACCGCGCUGGCAGCUCCUCCACCAGGUCUGGGCGCGUACGAGCAGCCGCCCGGAUACCCGUUCCCCGGCGGGGUGGCUGCGCCCUCAUGCCCGGACAAAUGCACCCUGUUCAACAACGCCGCCUCCAGCCUCUGCAAACAGUGCACUGACAAGCCUUAAAACUGACCACAAAGACUAACGAGAAGCACACGAGAAGGAGAAAAAAAAAACAUGACAGAUGAUCGAGUGGACACAAAAAGUAACAUUUUUAUAUUAUUUACUAAACGCGUUCAAACUCGCUUCUGUUUUGUUCUGUUCGAACAACACGUGAUUGUGUACAUAAAUCAUCUUUCAAGUGCUGGUGUGAAUGAAGGCCGAACAGAAGCAGAAAUAAAGGCCUGUUGCUCUGAAAUGGACCCUCUGUGGAGAUUUCUGGGUGACCUGACAACCUGCGCGACUUUUUCCCCCGGAGCGCAACACCAACAACCUCUCUCUCUCUCUCUCUCUCUGCUGCUUUUUCAUGCGUUUAUUUUGACGUCUAAAUCAAAGGCCCAAUUUUUUAAAAUAACUUUUCUAGUGAAUCUUAUACCGACGAGGGGAGUUAAAUAAAAAUAGAUAACAAGUGAUCCACUCGGUUAGAUAUCUAGCUGCGAAGGCUUUACAUCCAACUCAAAUGAAUUAUUAAAAAAAAACUGAAAAGGUAGAAAAGCAUACAUUUAGAUCUACAAGGUGAUUUAAUGUGUCUUUUUGUAAUUUAUUAAUUUUUGAAUAUUUAUGGUAUUUAUGCUUGCAUUGCACAUUGUCGUCUAAGUUGAUGUGUUUUCUGCAUUUUUCCAUGAUUUUCGUUCUGAUUAAUCGCGCUGUCAGGUCAGGCUUUGGUUCAGUCUUGUAGAUACUUUGGUUGUUAUAUGAACAAAGAGGGCCGUUUGUAUGUAUUUGAGUGUGGAAAAAGCUUUAUUAAAAUAUUUUGAACAACA